This is a messenger RNA of Malus domestica (apple), 549 nucleotides long. Lineage: Eukaryota; Viridiplantae; Streptophyta; Magnoliopsida; Rosales; Rosaceae. The record is from RefSeq and is a predicted model, not a curated record.
AUGGCUUAUUUGACAAAAGAUCUCAAGCGGUUUAAGAGAACAUUCAAAGUGUAUGUCUUCUUUGUGGAAGACGGCAAUACAAUUAUAGCUCCGCCAGAGAUAGAUGAGAAGGGAGAGAAAACAUCGCUCUUUGUCGGUGUGCAUGCCGAUAUGCAUGGUGGAGUCAAAGAGGUUAAGGUGUUCAAUUGGGUCUUUCUUUCCAGUAGAGAGUUUGUGGGUGAUGAUAACAACGACAACGGUGGCGAAAGCAAUGGUUGUGAUGGUGGUGGUGGCGGUGGCGAUGCCAAUAAAGGGGUGUGGAAGUUGGGUCGUAGUGGUAACAGUGGUAGGGGUGGCGGUGCCAAUAAAGGGGUGUGGAAGUUGGGUCAUAGUGGUAACAAUGGUGGUAGGGGUGGCGACAACGACGAUGGUGGCAAUUGUGGUGGCAAUGGUGGUGGUUGUGUAUAUGGUGGUGAUGAAGGCGAUGACAGUAACGAUGGUAGUGGCAGUUGUGAUUUUGGUGAUAGUGGUGGUGGUUGUAGUGGUGGUGAUGGUGGCGCCAUUAUGUAG